UCUUUUACUCUACUCUCCAAAAAAAUGGCUACAUCAAAUUACUCGCUAGUGACUGACUUUAUCCUCAUAGGACUCACAGACUGGCCAGAACUCCAGCUGCCCCUCUUCCUCCUAUUCCUGAGUAUCUAUGUAGUCACAUUGGUUGGCAACCUGGGUAUGAUCAUAUUGAUUAGACUCAGUUCCCAUCUCCAUACUCCCAUGUACUAUUUCCUCUGCAGUUUGUCCUUCAUUGAUCUCUGUCAAUCAACUAUUAUCACUCCCAAAAUGCUAGUGAACUUUGUGUCAGAGAAAAACACUAUUUCCUACCCUGAGUGCAUGACUCAAUUCUAUUUUUUUGUCAUUUUUGUAAUUUCUGAAUGCCAAAUGUUGGCUGUGAUGGCUUAUGACCGCUAUGUAGCUAUAUGUCAUCCCCUUCGUUAUAAUAUUAUGAUAUCCUAUCAGGUGUGCUCUUGUUUGGUAAGUGGCGUUUUUGCAUUUGGCCUGGUAGGGGCCACAGCUCACACAGGCUGCUUACUUAGAGUUCUCUUCUGUCGGGAAAAUGUCAUCAAUCAUUAUUUCUGUGAUCUUCUUCCACUCUUGAAGCUCUCUUGUUCAAGUACCUAUAUCAAUGAAAUGGUGAAUCUGGCAUUCAGUACAUUUAAUGUCCUUUGCCCAACCUUGAUCAUUAUUUGCUCUUAUGUUUUGAUCAUUGCUAGCCUUUUAAAAAUUCAAUCCACUGAAGGCAGAUCAAAAGCCUUUAAGACUUGUAGCUCCCAUAUUUCAGCAGUUGGAGUUUUCUUUGGUUCUGGUGCAUUCAUGUAUCUGCAGCCAUCUUCAGUCAACUCUAUGGAUCAAGGGAAAGUGUCUUCUGUGUUUUACACUAUCAUUGUGCCCAUGCUAAAUCCCCUCAUCUAUAGUCUAAGAAAUAAGGAUGUUAAAAUUGCCUUGAAUAAAGUGAUAGAAAGGACAUUUUAG
Messenger RNA from Antechinus flavipes (yellow-footed antechinus), 954 nucleotides. RefSeq names its product olfactory receptor 150-like. The transcript has a single exon. Gene Ontology annotation, cellular component: membrane. The record is from RefSeq and is a predicted model, not a curated record. NCBI's taxonomy places the organism in Eukaryota, Metazoa, Chordata, Mammalia, Dasyuromorphia, Dasyuridae. Gene Ontology annotation, molecular function: olfactory receptor activity; G protein-coupled receptor activity; odorant binding. The coding region runs from base 25 to 954 and encodes 309 amino acids. Gene Ontology annotation, biological process: sensory perception of smell; G protein-coupled receptor signaling pathway.